Anisakis simplex (herring worm) is the source of this 1887-nucleotide messenger RNA. Lineage: Eukaryota; Metazoa; Nematoda; Chromadorea; Rhabditida; Anisakidae. The record is from the annotation of a GenBank genome assembly.
AUGGUACCGAUACCAAGUCUCAUGGAUGAAGCAAAGGAAGGCUGUUAUGGCUACGUCUAUGGAGUUUCAGGACCUGUGGUAACCGCAGAGAAAAUGGCUGGAUCAGCUAUGUACGAAUUAGUUCGAGUCGGUCACUCCGAGCUUGUGGGGGAGAUCAUUCGUUUAGAAGGGGAUUAUGCAACCAUUCAAGUCUACGAGGAGACGUCUGCUGUGACGAUUGGAGAUCCUGUCCUUCGUACCGGUAAGCCACUUUCUGUGGAGCUUGGACCGGGCAUUAUGGGCUCCAUCUUUGACGGAAUUCAGCGACCGUUGAAAGAUAUUGCGGAAUUGACCAGUUCGAUCUACAUUCCAAAAGGUGUUAACGUGAACGCACUUUCGAAAGAUCUAAAAUGGGACUUCCAACCCAAUAAAACUCUUCACGUUGGAGACCAUAUCACUGGUGGUGAUAUCAUCGGCUUUGUUCAAGAAAAUUUGUUGAUCAAGCAUCGGAUUAUGUUACCUCCGACAGCGUGUGGUACAAUCACAUAUCUGGCUGACCCUGGGCAAUACACUGUCAAGGAGAGGAUCCUAGAAGUGGAAUUCGCAGGUGAAAAGAGUCGGUACUCCAUGCUUCAAGUCUGGCCUGUACGUCAGCCAAGACCUUGUGCUGAAAAACUUGCUGCAAAUUACCCGCUUCUAUGUGGGCAACGUGUUUUGGAUGCGCUCUUCCCUUGUGUGCAGGGUGGAACCACAGCUAUUCCAGGAGCGUUUGGUUGCGGUAAAACUGUAAUAUCACAGUCUCUUUCGAAGUUCUCCAAUUCAGAUGCAAUUAUAUACGUCGGUUGUGGUGAGCGUGGUAAUGAAAUGUCUGAGGUACUUCGAGAUUUCCCCGAGUUGACGAUGGAGGUGGAUGGUGUCACGACAUCAAUCAUGAAACGUACCGCUCUUGUGGCGAACACAUCCAACAUGCCAGUGGCUGCCCGUGAGGCAUCCAUUUACACUGGUAUCACGUUGGCUGAGUACUUCCGUGAUAUGGGUCUGAACGUUGCCAUGAUGGCUGACUCUACUUCUCGUUGGGCUGAAGCUCUUCGUGAGAUAUCUGGUCGUUUGGGUGAAAUGCCUGCUGAUUCUGGUUAUCCGGCUUAUCUGGCUGCACGUUUGGCAUCCUUCUAUGAAAGAGCUGGAAAAGUCAAAUGUCUCGGAAAUCCAGCUCGUGAAGGCUCAGUCACAAUUGUGGGCGCCGUAUCACCUCCUGGUGGUGACUUCGCCGAUCCUGUCACAUCAGCUACUUUGGGUAUCGUGCAAGUGUUCUGGGGUCUCGACAAAAAACUCGCCCAGCGAAAACACUUCCCUUCAAUCAAUUGGCUCAUCUCGUACAGGUUGGUCUACUGUUUACGAAUUUACAUUUUAAUUUCCAGCAAAUAUAUGCGUGCGUUGGAUGAUUUCUACGAAAAAAAUUUCCCAGAAUUCGUUUCAUUGCGAACCAAGUGCAAAGAGAUCCUACAGGAAGAGGAGGAUCUGUCAGAAAUUGUGCAGUUGGUCGGCAAAGCAUCACUGGCUGAAUCGGAUAAAAUCACAUUGGAGGUGGCGAAAUUGUUGAAGGAUGAUUUCUUACAACAAAACGGCUACACUCCUUACGAUCGUUUUUGCCCUUUCUAUAAAACUGUUGGCAUGUUGAAGAACAUGAUAUCAUUCUACGACUUGGCUCGUCAUUCGGUUGAGGCAACAGCACAAAGCGAAAACAAGAUAACGUGGGCAACGAUUCGUGAUCACAUGGGUGAUCUUAUGUAUCAGCUUUCUUCUAUGAAAUUCAAGGAUCCGGUCAAAGAUGGCGAAGAUAAAAUCAAAAAGGAUUAUGACGAAUUAUUGGAGCAGAUGCAGACUGCUUUCCGAAAUCUCGAAGACUAA